Messenger RNA from Hemicordylus capensis (graceful crag lizard), 6935 nucleotides. RefSeq names its product Rho guanine nucleotide exchange factor 10 (gene ARHGEF10). Gene Ontology annotation, biological process: positive regulation of stress fiber assembly; mitotic spindle assembly; actin cytoskeleton organization. The transcript has 31 exons. The coding region runs from base 51 to 4523 and encodes 1490 amino acids. Gene Ontology annotation, molecular function: guanyl-nucleotide exchange factor activity; protein binding. The record is from RefSeq and is a predicted model, not a curated record. Gene Ontology annotation, cellular component: centrosome. NCBI's taxonomy places the organism in Eukaryota, Metazoa, Chordata, Lepidosauria, Squamata, Cordylidae.
GGAGGGAAGGACCAGAACAGCGCCUCAGCCCUCUCCGUCUGCCGUGCCCUAUGCACUCCCGUAGCAGCGGCAAAGAGACUGGCAGUCAGGACAACCAACAGAAGAGCGGGAUUGGUCCCGAAAUCCUCCAAUCACGAGGAGCCAUAGUUCCAAGAUGCAUCCUCGCUAGGCAGGGUAUCCUGUGUGUGAGAAAUGCGGUGUGUCUAUGCUCUGAAAGGGGCGUCCGAGCCUGCAUCAGCAACCGAAGUAGGAGAGGAGGCAGCCACAGCAGCUUGAGGCUCAAAAGGGACAUUUAUUGUGUCUUAAAAGAAACCAUAUUUUUGAGAAGACACAAUAGAAUGGACACAGAAGGAUUUCCUCCUCCACCACCACCAGAAGUUUUAGAAAACGAAUUAACAGCCAGUGUUGCUAAUGAGGAAGAGGAAGAAGAAGGAGAACGGUUUGAUUUCGAUAGUGGAGAUGAAGUACCAGAAGCAGACAGACAAACCAUUUUGCCACCUAAUUCUGAUGCUAACAAUAAUGCAGAACAGGAAGAGGUGAAUUCUACAGCUAAUGAAAAUCUAGGAAAUGUAGACAAAACUGAGAAAACGCAGGGAGCUGAAGCCAAUGGAGAGGUGGCCCUUCCUCGAGUAAAUCCAUACUCGGUCAUAACCAUUUCACCAAUGCAAGAGAAAGAGCCAUCGUUGUCGCCAGAGCCGGGUCCACAAGAUGGAAGUAUAAGCCCUACACUCUCGAGCGGCUAUUCUGUUCCUGUGCCCUGUGGCUAUGCUGUGCCAUCCAAUUUGCCACUGAUAUUGCCAGCGUACUCCAGUCCUGUUAUAAUAAGGAGUUUAUCUGUGGAUGAAGAAGCAAACACUCAGAUAGUAGCUGAGGACUGCCGCUCUAACUCUCAGAGCUCAGAGGAUCCUCAGAACAGUGAAGAUAAUCGGGGGAGUAAAGAUGAUAAUGCUUUGGCCAAAUGGACUGCUGAUCCUGCAAACACAGACUGGAUGGAGAAUCCAGAUGAGGUAAUAUAUGAUGAUGUACCAAGAGAAAAUUCAGACUCUGAACCAGAGGAGAUGAUAUAUGAUGAUGUUGAGAACGGCGAGGAAGGUGGAAAUAGCUCUCUCGAAUAUGGGUGGAGUUCAAGUGAGUUUGAAAGCUAUGAAGAACAAAGUGACUCAGAGUGUAAAAAUGGCAUGCCCAGUCCCUUUCUGCGUGGCAACCACAGGAAACAACUUUCUCAUGACCUAACCCGUUUAAAGGAGCACUAUGAGAAAAAGAUGAAAGAUUUGAUGGCAAACACGGUGGGAGCAGUAGAGAUUCAGCAACUAAAGCAAAAACAUGAGCUGAAGAUGCAGAAACUCAUGAGGGCUGCUAGAGAAGGCACCAAAGAUGGACUGGAAAAAACAAAAGCUGCUGUAAAGAAGGGUCGCUCAUUCAUUAGAACCAAAUCAUUUAUUGGUCAAGACCAUAGAUCAACUUGUCUGGAAGAAGAGGAGCUGUUUAUUGAUGUGGACUGUGUGCACACAGAGGCAAUAAUGACUCCCAUGCCUGAUGGAUUAUCACAACAACAGGUGGUCAGACGAUAUAUUUUAAGUGCUGUGGUUGACAGUGAGAAGAAUUAUGUGGAUGCUCUCAAAAGGAUUCUAGAGCAAUAUGAGAAGCCUCUUUCAGAGAUGGAUCCAAAAUUACUGAGUGAAAGAAAACUAAAGAUGGUAUUUUAUCGAAUUAAGGAAAUUCUUCAGUGCCACUCAAUGUUUCAAAUAGCACUGGCCAGUCGCGUCUCUGAGUGGGAUUCUGUUGAAAUGAUUGGAGAUGUCUUUGUGGCAUCAUUUUCCAAAUCUAUGGUGCUAGAUGCUUAUAGUGAGUAUGUAAACAAUUUUAGCACUGCUGUGGGGAUUCUCAAGAAAACAUGUGCCACAAAGCCUGCCUUCCUUGAAUUUUUAAAGCAAUGUCAAGAAUCGAGUCCUGAUAGAAUUACACUCUAUGGCUUAAUGAUGAAACCCAUACAACGAUUUCCUCAAUUCAUUCUGCUGCUACAGGACAUGUUGAAGAACACUACUAAAGGCCAUCCUGACAGGUUGCCUCUACAGAUGGCUCUCACAGAACUUGAAACAUUGGCAGAAAAAUUAAAUGAAAGGAAAAGAGAUGCAGAUCAGCACUGUGAAAUAAAACAAAUUGCAAAAGCCAUGAAUGAGCGUUAUCUGAACAAGUUACUCAGCAGUGGGAACAGACACCUCAUACGAACUGAUGACAUGCUGGAAACGGUUUACAGUGACAGAAGAGAAAUCAUCAAAACCAAAGAACGACGGUUGUUCAUGUUAAAUGAUGUAUUGAUGUGUGCUACAGUAAAUGUCCGGUAUGCUACUCUUCUCCCUGUUGGCUGGGCUGUUUUCAGUUCUUUGCAUGAAAGUAGUGGCAUUGUGACCGGCCAGAGGUACUUACUAAAAUGGAGUGUGCCCCUUGGACAUGUGGAUGUCAUUGAAUAUGGGAGUAGUGAUGGUCAAAGUGAGAACUGCAGAUUCCCGCCACAGCAUUGUUCUGAGAAUAUGGUUGUCAAUGCUAAACCAAUCCUUAGAACAGUGUGGAGUAAACACACACAGGAAUCAGGACCAGCAGAGAUGCCUCCAGGCAGACAUGUAGCAGACAAGCUUUACAUGGGACCAGGGCAACUGUACCAUGAUUUGCAGAAUCUCUUGCAUGAUUUGAAUGUUGUUGGCCAAAUUAGUCAACUGAUAGGCAGCCUUAAAGGAAACUACCAGAACUUAAAUCAGUCUGUGGCACAUGAUUGGACCUCAGGCUUGCAAAAACUUAUUUUGAAGAAAGAAGAUGAAAUCCGAGCUGCAGACCGCUGUAGAAUUCAACUUCAGCUUCCAGGAAAGCAGGAUAACAGAUCUGGACGACCUACUUUUUUUACAGCCGUGUUCAAUACAUUUACCCCUGCCAUCAAACAGUCUUGGAUCAACAAAUUACAAAUGGCUAAACUUGCUCUAGCUGAGGAGAAUCUCCUGGGUUGGUUCUGUGUAGAUGAUGAUGGGAAUCAAAUUAAAAAAGAGAAGCACCCACUCCUUGUUAAGCAUAUGCCUGUGAUGAUGGCCAAACAACAGGAAUUUAAGGUUGAAUGUGCUGCUUAUAAUCCUGAGCCUUACUCAUGUGAAGAAACUGAUCCAGAUUCCCUUUCUAUAGAACAUGGGUUUCUAUGGAUUGGCAGUUGUACUAAUCAAAUGGGCCAAAUUGCCAUUGUAUCAUUUCAAAACUCCAGCCCAAAAGUUAUUGAAUGCUUCAAUGUGGAAUCGCGAAUUCUCUGCAUGGUCUACAUUCCAGAAGAGGAGAAACAUAAAGAAUCAAGUGUGUCUCCUGAACAUGAAGAUAUGCCUACAAAACCUUCCAAAGUGCCUACUGUUUGCCUGGGCAUGGAAGAAGGAAGUAUCUCUGUUUACAAAAGUAGCCAAGGCUCAAAGAAAGUUCGACUUCAACACUUUUUUGCUCCUGAAAAGUCCACUGUCAUGAGCCUAGCAUACAAGUCCCAUCACUUGUUUGCUGGCCUUGUUAAUGGGAACAUUGCCAUCUACUCCAGGUCAGAAGAUGGAACCUGGAACCCGGAACCUCAGAAAGUAGUGAAGUUGGGUGUUCUUCCAGUAAGGAGCCUCCUUGUCAUGGAAGAAACCAUUUGGGCUGCUUCUGGUGGACAAAUAUUUAUAAUUAACACAGAGAGGCAUACUGUAGAGUGCCACUUUGAAGCUCAUCAAGAGGAAGGAAUGGUUAUUUCUCAUAUGGCUGUCGCAGGAGUUGGGAUCUGGAUUGCGUUUACCUCAGGAUCCACACUUCGUCUUUUCCACACUGAAACCCUCAAGCAUCUCCAAGAUGUUAAUGUCGCUACUCUCGUUCACAAUAUGUUGUCAGGACAGCAACGUGUUUCUGUGACUAGCCUUCUGGUAUGCCAUGGCUUGUUAUUGGUUGGGACAAAUCUGGGGAUUAUAGUAGCACUCCCAGUUCCUCGUUUGCAGGGAAUCCCAAAAGUAACUGGAAGAGGAAUGGUCUCUUACCAUGCACAUAAUGGUCCUGUUAAGUUUCUUGUAAUGGCUUCUGUGAUAAACAAGCGAAGCAAAAGCAAAUCAAGGCAUAGUCUGAAGCGUCCUCAUUCAGGAUCUAAAGACGAUGACCAAAAGAAUAUUGUUCAUAAUGAGAGACCCAGUUCCUCCUUAAGCAACCCAAAUGACAGUGCUAUUUGGCUUGGAGGUUCAGUAGGAUCCAUUGCCCAGCGAAGUGACUUGUCUUCCUCUUCUGGAUCAUUAACAUUGUCUCAUGGAUCAAAUACAACUGAACACAAGUCUGAGGAAAUUGCUAUAUAUGAGCUUUUGAAAGAAGUCUCUCUUAAUCAGAGUAAAAAACGUAGAUCCAAAGAAGGGAAAGCCAUCUCUGUCUUAGUCAUCUCUGGAGGACAAGGGCACAGAAGAGUGAACAAGAAGUGUAAGCAGCAGCGGCCUGAUGAACUGGUUUCAUCUGUGAUGGUCUGGCAGAUUCCACUAUUAAAUAUUUAAAAAUCAUGGAACACUGUAACUUUAAAAGACUUAUUGCUUUAGUUACAAAAGUCAAAAUUCAUUACAAUGAUUCUCUUCAAAGCAGAAUCCUUUUGUGGUCAUCUCAAAAUGAGUUCUAUUAUGCUAAAUAGUGAUCUUGGCAAAGGUCUAUUUGUGUUGAAGUGGGAUUGAUUGUUUACUCAAAUAAGACCACAUAAAAGCUCCCUUUCAGAACUGUGUUGAAAAUGUUUAACUCUUAAUGGUAAGUCUGUAACAGAAAAAUAACUUUAUGGAUAUUAUGAUCAAUUUUAAGCUAUUUUUACAAAGUUGCCAUUAUUUAUAUUCAAAUUUUAUGGCCUAGAAUGCUAGAUGAGGGGCAAGAUUCAAAUAGCAUUCCACUGAUGCAUUUACUUUCUUAAGCAGUCUCUUCUUACAAAGCAAUAUAAUGCAUGUGCUGUACAUUUUUCCAAAUACUUUUGAGAAAUGACUAUCCCAAUAUAGUCUGGUAGAUAACUAGUAAUAUAAUUCCUCAAGAAAGUGACAGACAACAGAAAAUGUAGCUUGACGAGAUACUAUAGAUAUAUAUCCUUCGAAGCAAAGAGUCAAUACUAAUGUUAACACUCAGUAUUUAAAAGAGAAUGAAGCAGAAUAUAAAUGUUAAUAUUUUAGACAUAAAAUACAUGUUUUACACCUUUUGCUUAUUGAGGUGCUUUUUUUUUUACCACUUGAUCAUUACCAAUAGUUUCCUUUCCUCUCCUUUCUAAAAAGAUCUUUCACUGAAUGCAUAUUUUAGUUAGGCUGUAGCACACAAUGGUUUAUGUUUUGGUGUUCUCAACCUGAUUAUGCCACAUUCUGUUGCUGGCAAUGGAAUGUGUUCCAGUUCUUUGUUCAACAUGUAUGUUUUGAAUAAUAAUGUGGGCAGGGGGAAUCCAUAGAAAACAAAUAUUAAAUAAAGAGAGUUUUUAACAUGAAGAGAUCAUGAUGACCCUAUUAUACUGAGUUCAGUACUAUAAAAUUGUAUCAAUGCAUGUUGAAAGUGCAUGUUAAUGCAGGUUUUAAUCACAAAUCAAUUGAUGUGUACUUUAGCCAUGACUCCAGGCAAAAUCCACUGCAUAAUGUGGAAAGAAUCAUACUAUAAUCCAUAUUUACAAGCAAAUAAUUUGCAAAUAAGUAUCCUUGCUAAUAACAUGACAAUUAUAUUGCUGGCACAUAGUCACACCUGUAUGCUCCAGAAUUGAUUUCUGGAAAAUAAUCCAGCCAUGAACAAGAUACAAAUGUCAGUCACUCAAGCAUAAAGUUACAGGGCAUGUAUUCAGAGGCAAAAACUAUCAUCACACCUGCUGUACUUGAUAAGUUAGCUCCAAAUAAGCCUCAAGGCCGCUGUUCUUGAAGCAAUGGACACAGGUCAGCAAAACUGCUGGUUUGCCUGAUCAGUUCCAAUGAGGCAUAACUUUAAUUGAGUCCUCGUAUAAGCUUACAGAUGCUGCUCUUUGCAUGCUGGCAUAUGUGCUUUUGAAAUACAAAGGCUCUGAUCUGAAUCGGACACAUUAGGUACAAUCUGUAGAAGGCUAAACCAACAGAUUUCAACAGAAGGUACAUUUCUGUCUCCUAACUUCACCUAUUGAGUACUCCAUUCAUUUGGGAAAUCAAUGGAAUAAUUUCCACUGACAUAAAAAGGCGCAGAAUUGAUCUUCUUAAUUGUAACCUCUUGCAUCUAAGUGCCAAAAUAUCUAUAUAGCCAACCAAGCUUCCUACUCCAUGUAGCAUCAUUGACUUUAUUGCCAUUGGCCAAGAUCCAAAGAAUCACAAAAGCAGUUCUCUGAGCUGAAAUUUUUUUUUAACUUUGCCAUUCUGCAUGGAUAUCUUUUUUUUUAAUGGAGGUGAGAUGGAGGAGAAAUAAUUAGUAAUGUGGCAGUGACGAAAGGAGAAAAAAAAAUCUAUGAUUCUACUAUGUUCGCCCUUUGGAUCCCAGUCACUGAAUAUUGUCAACAGUAUAACCAUUUCUAUAUGUGCUGCUAGAUGGUAUGGCAAAUAAUAGCUUUAAAGUAUUUUAUAAAAUUGUAUAUAGGUGUGAACAAAAAUGCUAACCAGUAACCAAAUGCAAAAUGCAAUAUUUCUCUUGUAAGAUAUUGCAAACUGGUACUGUAUUGCUUCAGUGUUGGAUGCAAGCCAAUGGUAAUGAGCUCAACAAAUACUUAUAUGUAUGAACGUGUUGCUAGGUGGGCCAGAUUUUGCUUCUGAUUCCACUUGAAAUGCAGAAAAUGCUGAGGGGGAAAAAUAGGAGGAAGAGGAGCUAGUGCAACCACUACACUGCAUUAAAUACUUUCUAACAUCUAACCAUAUAUGUGUUAUAACCUGAGCCAUAAAAAAUUGUAUCUAUGUCCAAGAUAAACUCAGCAAAAUGUUUAAUUAAAAAAAACUGUGAAUAAACAA